This is a messenger RNA of Saprolegnia parasitica CBS 223.65, 846 nucleotides long. RefSeq lists its product as hypothetical. The coding region runs from base 1 to 846 and encodes 281 amino acids. The record is from RefSeq and is a predicted model, not a curated record. NCBI's taxonomy places the organism in Eukaryota, Oomycota, Saprolegniomycetes, Saprolegniales, Saprolegniaceae. The transcript has a single exon.
AUGCCGAGCGCACUCUGGGUGCUCUUGCCCGAUGCGGUGCCCGUUCUCGUUGCGACGCCAACUUGCAUCGAUGCGUCCGACCUCGCGAGCGUUAUCAAGCGCGACUUUUACGCUACGAUGCCGACGCUACACCUCUCGGUGCACACCUUUGACGGUCAGCUGCUGCACGCACACGAGCUCCUGCCGCACUUUAACGGCCCAGAGAGCCCUCUCCACAUCGCUUUGCUCGAGCCAGAACUGAGUGCGGUCCAAGAAGAGCCAUCCCACCUUCGCUUCUACAAGGACGUCGAUCUCGCCCGGCUCGCCGACAUUGCCGAGCCGUCCAAGCAGCACCUCGUGCUCUUGCAACCGAUCCCGGGCUCGCAGCAGACCCGUCUCUUCGUCCGCUCGAUCUUUCGGUCGCUCGUGACCGAGAUCCUCGCGGUGCCGACCGUGCUGGUCACGGGGCCGGGCAAGUCGAGCUUUCUCAUCUACCUUCUCUGGACGCUCGUGUGGACACGUCAUCGCGUCCUCGUCUUCUUCAACGAUGACGUCGUGCUUUUCAAUCCGCUGCACGGCGUGGACGCGAUCGAGGUGUUGCCGCCAAUGACGGACGACGUGUUUUGGGCCAUGGACCUCUAUGUGCUUCACGAUGCGGCCUCUGUCGAUCUGGACGCGAUUCCGUUUGGCAAGGUGCAUAGCGUCCGUGCUGCUCAGUCGGUGAUAUCGCGCUGUGCCCUCGCUACGACGCUCGUCGCGCUGCCAGACUGGGAUGCCAAAGAGGUGGCGAUGGCAACGACCACGUGCGGCGUGCGCACGGCCGCGCCGCUCCAACGCUUCGUCUGUGAUCCAGCACGUAGUAGCUAG